Messenger RNA from Nicotiana attenuata, 1075 nucleotides. RefSeq lists its product as uncharacterized. The record is from RefSeq and is a predicted model, not a curated record. Bases 74 to 961 code for a protein of 295 amino acids. NCBI's taxonomy places the organism in Eukaryota, Viridiplantae, Streptophyta, Magnoliopsida, Solanales, Solanaceae. The transcript has 5 exons.
AAGUUGGAGAAGUAUAAUGGCAAUAUAACUGAAAACUUACACUAAUUGCCACGGCCCAAUUUAGAAAAUAUCAAUGGCUACUGCCACUGGUCUCUGCUUCCUUAGAACUUCUCUGUUUCAAACCUUUUCUUUUACCUCUAAACCGCACUCUGUUACUCUCUUUGACAACAAAGUUCACUCUUUUCAUCUCAGAGCAGCAAAUAUAGAAGGAGGUGAAAUUGAAGGGAAAGAGGAAGUGGGUAUCAGUGAAAAGAAGAGAAUAUUUGUUGCAGGUGCAACUGGGAGCACUGGGAAGAGGAUUGUUGAGCAGCUUUUGGCUAAGGGUUUUGCUGUCAAGGCUGGGGUUCUUGAUAUUGAUAAAGCUAAAUCAACCUUACCGGCUCCAAACUCUGACCUUCAGAUUGUGAAAGCGGAUGUCACAGAGGGAUCAGCAAGGCUAGCCGAUGCCAUUGGCAGUGAUUCAGAUGCAGUAAUAUGUGCUACAGGUUUUCGGCGUUCAUUGGAUUUUCUGGCUCCGUGGAAGGUUGAUAACUUUGGCACAGUGAACCUUGUUGAAGCAUGCCGAACACUUGGUGUUAAUAGAUUCAUCCUUAUUAGCUCCAUUCUGGUCAAUGGGGCUGAAAUGGGCCAGUUGUUUAAUCCAGCAUAUGUAUUUCUCAAUGUUCUUGGACUGACAUUGGUAGCAAAACUCCAAGCUGAACAAUAUAUUCGGAGAUCUGGGAUCAACUACACUAUAGUAAGGCCUGGUGGGCUGAAAAACGAUCCACCUCAAGGAAACAUCGUUAUGGAACAAGAGGAUACCCUAUAUGAAGGCUCAAUAUCUAGAGAUCAGGUAGCUGAAGUAGCAGUUGAGGCAUUACUCCAUCCAGAAUCUCAUUACAAAGUCGUGGAGAUAGUAGCUCGUACUGAUGCCCCUAAACGUUCAUUCGAGGAACUAUUUGGUUCCAUAAAACAGCACUAACUUGUCGAGAUGAUAUUUUCAGUCUAAGUUUAUACACAUUAUUUUAUAAAUAUAGUUACUUGAAGACCCCAAUGUAACAAUUCUAUUGUAACAAAAGAUCCUUCACUUUUCUCA